UCUUAACAAGGAGAGUGAGGUCAUCACUCAACACCACAUUCCACAUAUAAUAUUAAAUGUUCCUUCUGGUAGAUCUGAUUCACCUCACUUUGUCAUGGAAGUGGACAAGAGGAAGAAAAGGGUCACAAGAGGCGACGUGAAGGCGAACGAAGGAGAGAGGGACAGAUUGAAGAAGUUGAGGGUGGAAGACGGUGGUGCCAGUGGCUGUGGAGGCGGCGCUUCCGGUGACCCGGUGGCGGUUCCCACGGAGGAGGAGGUGGAGGAGUUUUUCGCCAUCCUGAGGAGGAUGAAGGUGGCCGUGAAGUACUUCGACGACAAAGGUAGAGGUGGCAAGGAAUGGAGGGAGGUGCUCGAGCAAGCGGAUGUCAGGGUGGAAGACGGUGAAAACGUCGACGAUCACCACCGUGAAACUGGCGGUGCUGCCGUUAAUAAAAACAAGGGCGAGGAGGUCAUAAUUAAUGAGGGUUUCGAUUUGAACACCGUCGCUCCUGAGGCCGCAGACGGCGGCGACGACGAGUAGAUACGGUUUUCGGCGGCGGGUGGUAACGACCACAAACGAAAGAUGACCCCCUUCUCUGACAUGUACACAUGACGAGGUUCUGAUUGUUUCCCCUUCAAAAAUAUGCUCUCUCUUGCAAUUGCCCUUUUAGCACAACACUGCAAAGAUUAAAAAAUGAUUAUUUUUGCUCUCCGGAAGUUUGCAAAUUAUGGAUGUAUUGG
Messenger RNA from Gastrolobium bilobum, 720 nucleotides. RefSeq lists its product as uncharacterized. Gene Ontology annotation, biological process: regulation of systemic acquired resistance. The transcript has 2 exons. NCBI's taxonomy places the organism in Eukaryota, Viridiplantae, Streptophyta, Magnoliopsida, Fabales, Fabaceae. Bases 95 to 520 code for a protein of 141 amino acids. The record is from RefSeq and is a predicted model, not a curated record.